CAAAUCAGUGAUAUUCAGAUGUAUUGCAUAUUGAAAAAUCUUGCGGACCCGUUUUUUGUGCUAUGUAUGCAAAAGACCAAAAAAUGAGGGAAUGUAUUCUGUUUUGGUUUUUUGGCCUAGACAGUUUAUCAGCUGAGAGCUCGACAGUUAGCACAUUUCAGAAGCACAGUUCCCAAGAAAUUAUCCUUAAUGGAGAACUGGGUAGAUGACCUGCCUGUUUGUGGUAAGUCAGGUAUUGGAUAUCAGUUAAAUCAAAGAUACCGUCAAGGUGGAGCUCGAAGAGAAUUUCACAAGCUUGAAGAUAGAAGUUUCAACUUGAAGCAUCCAGACUUUAAUACUGGAUUCUACGCUGUAUUCGAUGGACACGAAGGAGAAUUUGUUGCACAUUACGCAGCUCAGAAAGUCCCUGCUGAGCUUAUGUUCGAUAUCGCAGAUCUUGAGCGUUUGUCUUCGGAAGCUCAAGUAUGUGAAGCAUUGCGAUCUGCAAUCAGUAGUGUUGAGCGAGGGUUUUUCGAACAAAUAGACGAAAUCCUUGUAAAAAGGACAAACUUGCAGAUUCAGAUCCCUGAAGGCCUGUCUCCAUUAGAAACCUGUCACAGGUACCCCAGCCUCGUUCACAGAUUACAAGAACUUGAUGCUGAGAUACAAGGAGGCACAUCAGUAGUUAUGGCCUUGGUUCAAAAUGAGGAUUUGUAUAUUUUGAAUCUUGGCGACUCAAGAGCACUUCUUUGCACGAAAAAUGCAGCAGGAGGAUAUCAGGUCGAACAGCUUUCCAUUGAUCAUAACCUUAAGGACGACGAAGAACUCCAAAGGCUUGCAAAUCUUGGCCUAGACAUUGUUGCAUUACAAAAUAUUGGUGAUAUUGUGGGCUUGGAGACAACUAGAAGCCUUGGUGAUUUUCGAGUAAAGGGUGGAUAUAAAGAGUAUGACAUCUUGAAACAAGCGACUGGUGAACCAGUAAUUGCUGAACCCUUCAUUCAAGGCAAAAUCAAAAUUAAAGAUUCGUUUUAUUUUCUUGUCCUGUUUUCACGAGGACUCUACAAAGCUGUCGAAGAAAUCAGUGGAGCGGAAGAUGUUAACACAUUCAUAGUAUCCUUGGUAGCGUACGAGCUGACUGAGCAAAGCACGACAGAGGCCGCUGCACAGGCGGUUGUAGACAAGAUCUGCCGUGAACACCAAGACCAGUUUAAACGGUCCAAUGGAACGACUUGCAAGGAACGGGAAGAUAUGACACUUCUAAUUCGCUUGUUCUCGGCAACACUUCGUAAGAAAUCGACUCCGAUAACUCCACCAAUCCACGUAUCCGAAAAUGGUAUGCUGAAGAACAUGGGGGGAAAGUCUCCAGAAGUGAUGCAUGUAACAAUUCCAUUCACACAGUCACAAGAGCCUAAACUUCCACGAUUUAAACCAACGCUUAUCAUGCCGAACGUAAAACAACGUUCUCCUCUCGCCCAAUCGUUUUCUCAGCCAAACUCACGUGUCAGCACGCCAGUGACGCUUACCAAAACUGCCGCUACGCCACCGAUUGCCUUUUAUCGUAAUUUAUCGCAUGUCUCCGAAGACAGCCAAACAGCUUCAUCCAUCAACACACCUUCUACCAGCUCUUCAACUGACUUAUUAGGAUCUGCGACAAUCGAAUCUUCUUCGACCGCAGUCAGCUCCUCUUCGUCUUCGCGUUGUAUAUCGCCAUGGUCGUCCACUGUAAAAGCUGAUAUCGAUAAACCCCCUACCAUAGAUGUGGGAGAGAGCCUAUUAGAAGCGACAUCUUUACUUGAAAUUUCAGGCAAGACAGUGAGUGACCUGUUAACACAGAGUUUAUCAGAGGAAGAAGCAGACGAGGAGCAAGACAGCAAUAACGAGCCUUCACAGCCACCUGCAAAGGAAGAGCAGAAGGAACCAGAGCCAGAUGAUGGGAAAAUUGACCCGUACAUAGAUUUCACUGAGUUCAUAGAUAAGAUAAACAAAGCAGGCGGGGAGAAGGUUGUUUUCGCGGAAUUUAUAAGAUAAUAUACUUUCCUAGACAGAAGAGACAAAUUAGAUUGCAGUCUAUCAAAAUAUCGUUAGUCUGAUUUUUUAACAAGAGACUGCUGCCAAAAUUUGUUGAGAACAAAUUUGCUGCCUUCUUGAAAUUGCAUUGUGAUGCCUUACCAUCGAAUUUGUCGUUAAAGAAUUGAUAAAACCAAGGUUAAGUUAGCAGAAAGAACAGAAAAUGUUCUGUCAAUUACAAUUUCAGGGGAUUACAAUUCCAUUGAGGGGGAGGGGGGGGGGCUUUAUUUGUGUUAUUACGCGAGUCAAGGAAUUUAGGAGAAGUGGUAUACAUUUCAAUAACAACUUUUGACCAAUUUUGAAGGCAAUCUGUCUCGUUGUGAAUUGGUUAACGAAAACUGGAACAAUAGCUGGAACAAUAGCCUAAACACGAUUCCAGCGCUCCGCCAUAUUUUUUACAAUGCGAUGAAUUAAAGGGGGACUGGAAACAAUAAAAAUCUUUUUGUUCUUAAAACCAAUCAACGUCGUGACAGAUUGCCUUUAAGGCAGAUAUCAAAGACUGGACCAAGUGGUAAUGUUCUAAUUUUGGUGAAUGAUUUUAAUGUAUUUUCUUUGGUCACCGCGGGAAACCUCUACAAUGAUAUUUUAUUAUAAUGGGCAGACUGGACACCAAAAGCUGCCCUCCCCCCGUCCCCUUCUAAAAAUUAUGCAGUUUUCUACCAAUUGAAUUUUCAUCUAUGACAUUCUAUUCUAUGUCAUACAUAAUUAUUUGGUUCCAGGCUCCUUUCGGUAGCAGAUUGGCAGCUGAUCACAUUUCUUGAGUACGUGUCCAAUCACUUCUUGUUAAAUAUAUUAUGACAACGCUGGUAAUAUUAAUUCUCUUUUUUAUUCAUGAAGUGAUUGGAAGUAAGUAACUCUGUGGAAA
Molecule: messenger RNA, 2911 nt
Organism: Rhopilema esculentum
Lineage: Eukaryota; Metazoa; Cnidaria; Scyphozoa; Rhizostomeae; Rhizostomatidae
Source: RefSeq, a predicted model, not a curated record